This is a messenger RNA of Vicia faba (fava bean), 396 nucleotides long. Lineage: Eukaryota; Viridiplantae; Streptophyta; Magnoliopsida; Fabales; Fabaceae. The record is from the annotation of a GenBank genome assembly.
AUGGUUUCAUUGGAACCCUUGAACCAAACACUUUUGAAUUUUGAUGGCAUACUAAGAGACGGGCAAAAUCAUUUUUCCACAUCAACUACACCCAACUCUUUGAAAGAUAGUUCAUUUGAGAAAAGUUUAAUGAAAGAGUCUAAUAAUGUGCCAACUGAGAUAAACACUAGCGGUCAUAUAUUUGAUAACCGUGACAACUUGAACUCUUCUAAAACAAAGUUAAUUGAUAUCCACAACAACAACACCGAAAUAGUUAGACCUGAUUAUAUAAUAUUAUUUGGUAAGAUGGUGCGGUCUUCUGAAAAAAAUUUGGAUGAUUCUGCUAUUAUACGAGCUGAUGGUCAUGAAAUGAGCAAUAAAGUUGAAGAUACAAUCAAAUCUAUUGACAAGAAAUAG